ACAACCUUCCACGCGCGCCACCACGCUCUUUCUUGCUCAGGUGCGGUCUACAAGUUAGCUAUACCUACGUGUAAGUAAGUACAAUACAGUAAGUGACGUGGUGACUUCGUGUGAGUAUACGUUAAACAUCAGACGAGAAACCUGGCUAACCAAAAACGUUAAAAACGCAAAACACAAAAUUCAAUACAAAUGUACUAGGUAUAUCCAUUAUACACACAGCUCUCUUGGUGGUCAGAUUACGUGUAGAUAUCAGCGAUUCCGCAAUGCGCGAGCACUGCCGAAUUUUAGUAGGUACAUUUAUCUAGUGGCCAGUAGGCAAGCAAUCGAACAAGUUGGUAACAUUACGUGUAGUAUCUAGUUGAGAAAAGAAAUUGAAAAAAGUGCUAAUCAGGCAGCAAAACACGCACAAUGACGGUUGACUGUGAGAUUCGUUACGAUGGCAAUCCCGAGGGCAUCUUUUUUGUCGGACAAACCGUAACCGGAACUGCAGUGCUGCAGCUGAGUGAAACGGAAACGGUGAACGGAGUCAGUGUUAAAAUCGAGGGCUUCACCGCGGUGAACUGGAGAGGCAAACGACAUCCGCACGGGCAUAAACAUAACCGACUCUUCAGCGGCUCGGAAGAACAUUUGAGCGCGCUCACCUACGUCGUUGGCGGUCCUCAGGGCCCGGUACUGGAAAUACCGCCCGGUUCGCACACGUUCAAAUUUGCCUGCCCUCUAGCGGCAACACUACCGACAUCAUUCGAGGGACAGUACGGACAUGUUCGCUAUACGAUCACCGUUGUGGUAGAGCGGCCAUCUCGACAGAACACUAGCUACCGGGAGGGAUUCACCGUACUGCGACAGGUCAACCUAAACGAACAUCCUUCGCUGUGGGAAGCUAAGAAGCUUGAACUGAGCAAACAAUUCGGCUGGUGGAUAUUCAAAUCGGAUCCCUUGGAUAUUAGCGUGGAAGUUCCUUCCACCGGAUACGUUCCAGGGCAGCACAUUCCCGUACUAGUGCAAUGGGACAACGGCAGCAGUGCUCUCAUCAAUGGGAUCCGUAUUAAGCUGUUCAAAAACGAAACAUACUCUGCGACUGAUCCGUUCGAAAAAUCACGAACAGACACAACAUGCAUCGCAAAAAUUGAAAAUCGAGAUGCACACGCCCAAGGCCGAAUCAGAUUUGAAAGAAAUCUUGCGAUUCCGUCCACUCCCCCUAGUACGGUCAGCCCCAUGAUAACGAUCUCCUACGAAUUGGUGGUUUACAUUCACAUUUCUUCAGGGGAGAUUCCGGAGUUCACCGUACCGAUUACAAUCGGUACGAUUCCACUGAGCGGACUGCCACCGAUCAGAAGACCGGAAAAUCCUUCUGAUCGUCCAUCCGCAGACCAGCCCCCUUCAUACGGAUUCAAGCUAGACGGCAUGCCGUCUGAUUAUCCACCCUCAAAGUCUGGUGCUCCCUCAACAUCUCAAACGACCGCCUCUGGACCUACGCCUGUGGCACCGAUGGCGAGCGCAGCGGAAGAACUUCCCCCACCCUCUUACGAGGAAGCAAUGAAUACUACACCUACCAAUUCACAGCAGGAUGAUGAUGAAUCGGCUACUCAAUGGAAUGGUUGCAAACCAUUCAUCCCGAAAUAUCCAGUGUAUAAAUUCGAUGGUCCCGGUGGAUCUGGUCAACAGUGAUGCAAAUUUUUCUCCACUAUUUUUUGUAUGAUAUCAAUACCUAACAAACUGUUCAAGAGUAGAAUAAACACGGUGC
Messenger RNA from Sabethes cyaneus, 1744 nucleotides. RefSeq names its product arrestin domain-containing protein 4-like. Gene Ontology annotation, biological process: protein transport. Lineage: Eukaryota; Metazoa; Arthropoda; Insecta; Diptera; Culicidae. Bases 409 to 1668 code for a protein of 419 amino acids. Gene Ontology annotation, cellular component: cytoplasm. The record is from RefSeq and is a predicted model, not a curated record. The transcript has 3 exons.